AUGUAUAAACAUAAAUCACACAAAUCGGCUAAUUCUACAUCGAUUAACAUUAUUGGUGAAAUUCAACUUGAAAUUAAAAUACAAGGUCAUAAGACAUUAAUUCUAGCGGAUGUAGCGACAAAUUUGAUUACUGAUUUAUUACUUGGAAACGACUGGAUUACCGGAAACAAUGUUAUUAUUGAUUCACCACGACGACAUAUUUUUCUGACCGACAAAUAUUAUCGAAUAGUAGCAGCAGCGCCAUUCAUUGAACCACCUGAUCUUCAUUUACCUAUACUUUUGAUCGAUGAAAUUACACUACCACCAUAUUCGGAAAAACUUAUUAACGUAAAAACUACAUCAUCUAUAAAAAAUACUAUUGAUGUUUUAUUUGAACCAGCUCGCAAUUUAUAUUCGAAACAAAUAUUACUUACAAAUGCUAUACUCAAAAUGGAAAAUAAUAGAAGUCAAAUUAUGAUUAUCAAUGUCAAUGAUCGUCAACGUACACUAUCACGGAAUACAAAAUUGGGACAUAUUUCAUUACAGACUGAAUUAAAUAAUUAUUUUAUUUUACCAGUGCUAUCCGAAGAAGGAAAUUAUCGACCAACACAUUCAAAAUCAUUUAUUGAUAAGAGGAACAACACUCGAAAGAGUGGUUUCUGUGAUCCAUUACUCCGUGGGAAGAGGAAGGUCCGAUUUACGGACUUUACCUGUGGAAAAGAACGUCAUGAAGCACAACAACAUCAAUGCCAUGUUUGUCAAGAACAAUUUCUAUCCCGAAAUGAUUUACAACAACAUUUAUGCCAAAAAUGUUAUCCAUUGGAAAUGCGAGAACAGAUCGAGAAACUAACUCAACACAUCGAAGACAUAAAGCAACGACAACAAUUAAAAAAUAUUUUAUGGAAACAUGGAAAACUAUUUGAUCUCCGUCAACCAUCCAUCAUCAAAGCAACAGUCCAUCAUGCCAUUGAAACUGGUACUCAUCCACCAACUUAUACUUCACCAUAUCGUGUUUCAUACAAGGAUGAACAAAUACAAAGAGACGAAAUUGAUAAAUUACUCAAGCAAGGGAUAAUCGAAGAAUCUAUCUCGCCGUGGUCAUCUCCAAUAGUAUUGGUAAGAAAAAAAGAUGGUUCUGUUCGAUUUUGUAUUGAUUUUAGAAAAUUAAACAAUAUUACUACGAAGGAUGCAUUUCCUAUGCCUCGCAUUGAUGAUAUAUUUGACCAUUUAUCUCAAGCUGAAUAUUAUACCACAAUUGAUUUUAAAUCUGGUUAUUUUCAAGUUGGCCUUGAUCCGAAAGAUCGUCCAAAAACAGCAUUCUCUACCAGAGAUCAACAUUAUCAGUUUACAGUGUUACCUCAAGGUGUUACAAAUGGUCCUCCAGCAUUUCAACGCAUCGUUAGUCAAAUACUUGGACCUACAAGAUGGCAAUAUUCAUUAGCUUAUCUCGAUGAUGUUAUAAUAUAUUCAACAACAUUUGACCAACACUUACACCACCUUGAUGAUAUUCUUAAUCGAUUAAAUGAUGCAAAUUUUCGUCUCAAUAUUAAUAAAUGUCAAAUAGCACAAACAGCGAUUGAUUAUCUGGGUCAUCAUAUUGAACACAGCAAUAUUAGACCGAAUGCAGACAACAUUCGUGCAUUAGUAGAAACUCAACAGCCAACAACAGCAAAAGAAGCUUUUCGAUUCGUCAAAGCUGCUGAAUAUUAUCGUAAAUUUAUACCCGCAUUUUCUACCAUUGCACAACCUUUACAUCAAUAUGCACCGACAACUAAAGAACAACGAUCAAAAAAAUCACAAGCUACACCUAUUACUCUAUCCGAUGAUGCACUUGAUGCAUUUAAUAAAUUAAAGAAAAUAUUAACCAAUGACUUGAUAUUACGUAUUCCAGAUCACAAUUUACCAUUCAAGAUACAAACUGAUGCAUCAAAAAUUGGAAUUGGAGCUGUACUUAUGCAAACUCAUUCACACGGUGAUCUACCAAUCGCUUACUUAUCAAAGAAAUUUACACAAACACAAAUGAAUUGGCCUGCAACAGAACAAGAAUGUUACGCUAUUAUAUAUGCAAUUGAAAAAUGGCACAAGUACUUAGAUGGACGUUCAUUCAUUAUUGAAACAGAUCAUAAACCACUAUUACCAUUCAACUUAAAGCAACAAUUAAAUUCAAAAUGUGAGCGAUGGCGUUUAAAAUUACAACAAUAUCAAUUUACUGUUCGGUACAUUAAAGGAAAACAUAAUACAGUAGCUGAUUAUUUAUCCCGAUCACCAGUCGAUAAUGGAAUGAAUGAUGAAGAUGAUUAUACACCAACAAAAUCCCGAUCAACACAAACCGAUAAUUCCACAACAACACACGUCGUUGCAUCCGUCACUACAAGGGCGCAAGCAAAACAACAGAUUAAUGAAAGGAUUGACUGUCAUUGGGCAGAUCAGUCCUGUGAUGAACAACAACAGAAGAGGAAUGACGACAGACAGGUCGAUCAUUUCUGUGUUGCAGAACUUAAACAAUCAAAUAUAACGGAUAUUAACAAUGAUCAUAAUAUGAUUGUACCAUUUACAUGGGAACAAUUAAAACAGUUACAACAUCAAGAUGGGCAAACAACACACAUGAUAUCACAUAUUAAAGAUUUCAAUGAUUAUUUUUUAGAAGAUAAUAUGUUAAUGAAAAAAUCGUCCCCACCAGUACCCUUUGUACCUACAGGACGAAUUCGCUCCGACAUUAUUAAAAUUUAUCAUGAUACACCAGCGAAUGGAGCACAUUUUGGUAGAAAUAAAACCACCCACAAGAUUCGACAAAGAUAUUUUUGGCCUAAUAUGAUUGAUGAUAUACGAAAUUAUGUGAAAUCAUGUAUACCUUGUUUACAAAAUAAUCAUCUGCGACAAAAGCCUCCUGGCGCUCUAAAACCAAUCAAACCUCCUGAAGGAGUAUGGCAAUUGCUUACGAUGGACUUCCAUGGACCUAUUACACCAACGACGAAAAAUGGAAAUAAAUAUAUUAUUGCAUUAACCGAUGUCUUAUCAAAAUUUGUUAUUACUAAAGCAGUACGUGAUUGCACUGCCUCAACUGCAGCACGAUUUCUGACUGAAGAGGUGCUCCUUAAAUAUGGCACUCCCAAAUGCAUUCUUACAGAUAACGGUACACAUUUUACUGCUACAAUGAUGACCGCAUUAUUUAAAACAAUUGGUGUUACACAUUUAUAUUCAACACCUUACCAUCCGAUGACUAAUGGACAAAUUGAAAGAUUUAAUGCCACAAUGGACGCUAAAAUAGCAGCAUUAUCAAAUGAAAAACGUACAAAUUGGGAUGAACAGUUACCAUUUGUUACAUUCAAUUACAACACAAGUAUCCACACAACAACCGGACAAAUUCCAUUUGAAUUAAUGCAUGGCCGAUCACCAAUAUUACCUUUCGAUCAACAGCAACCAUUAAUUACACUUUCACAAGACCCAGAGCAUCAAUUAAAAUUAAAUCAAUAUUUAUCAACAUUAACCGAACAAGCAAAAAUUAAAAUCUUGGAACAGCAAGCGAAAUACAAACAACGUUAUGAUCGACACCGUGUCAAUCCAAAUCACACGGUCGGCGACCUUGUAUUAAUUAAAAUAUUAAAUAUGCGCAACAAAUUCGACGCGCGAUAUGAAGGACCAUUCCGAAUAACAAGAAAACUCAGCACAAAAACAUUUAUCGUACAACAUGUGAAGAUACCUACAUUAAUGAAACAAGUCACCAGCGACAUCAUGGUAUCAAUCACACAAAGACGUAAUAUCAAAUCGAAAUAA
Molecule: messenger RNA, 3753 nt
Organism: Rotaria sp. Silwood2
Lineage: Eukaryota; Metazoa; Rotifera; Eurotatoria; Philodinida; Philodinidae
Source: the annotation of a GenBank genome assembly